UCUGGCGGUGCCGACGGUGAGGGGCGGUGGCCCAACGGCGGGAGAUUCAAACCUGGAAGAAGGAGGAACAUGGAGAGGAGAGCAGCGGGCCCAGGCCGGGCAGCCUAUGAACGCCUCACAGCUGAGGAGAUGGAUGAGCAGAGGCGGCAGAACGUUGCCUAUCAGUACCUGUGCCGGCUGGAGGAGGCCAAGCGCUGGAUGGAGGCCUGCCUGAAGGAGGAGCUUCCUUCCCCGGUGGAGCUGGAGGAGAGCCUUCGGAAUGGAGUGCUGCUGGCCAAGCUGGGCCACUGUUUUGCACCCUCCGUGGUUCCCUUGAAGAAGAUCUACGAUGUGGAGCAGCUGCGGUACCAGGCAACUGGCUUACAUUUCCGUCACACAGACAACAUCAACUUUUGGCUAUCUGCAAUAGCCCACAUCGGUCUGCCUUCGACCUUCUUCCCAGAGACCACGGACAUCUAUGACAAAAAGAACAUGCCCCGGGUAGUCUACUGCAUCCAUGCUCUCAGUCUCUUCCUCUUCCGGCUGGGAUUGGCCCCUCAGAUACAUGAUCUAUACGGGAAAGUGAAAUUCACAGCUGAGGAACUCAGCAACAUGGCGUCCGAACUGGCCAAAUAUGGCCUCCAGCUGCCUGCCUUCAGCAAGAUCGGGGGCAUCCUGGCCAAUGAGCUCUCGGUGGAUGAGGCUGCAGUCCAUGCAGCUGUUCUUGCCAUCAAUGAAGCAGUGGAGCGAGGGGUGGUGGAGGACACCCUGGCUGCCUUGCAGAAUCCCAGUGCUCUUCUGGAGAAUCUCCAAGAGCCUCUGGCAGCCGUCUACCAGGAGAUGCUGGCCCAGGCCAAGAUGGAGAAGGCAGCCAAUGCCAGGAACCAUGAUGACAGAGAAAGCCAGGACAUCUAUGACCACUACCUAACUCAGGCUGAAAUCCAGGGCAAUAUCAACCAUGUCAACGUCCAUGGGGCUCUAGAAGUUGUUGAUGAUGCCCUGGAAAGACAGAGCCCUGAAGCCUUGCUCAAGGCUCUUCAAGACCCUGCCCUGGCCCUGCGAGGGGUGAGGAGAGACUUUGCUGACUGGUACCUGGAGCAACUGAACUCAGACAGAGAGCAGAAGGCACAGGAGCUGGGCCUGGUGGAGCUUCUGGAAAAGGAGGAAGUCCAGGCUGGUGUGGCUGCAGCCAACACAAAGGGUGAUCAGGAACAAGCCAUGCUCCACGCUGUGCAGCGGAUCAACAAAGCCAUCCGGAGGGGAGUGGCGGCUGACACUGUGAAGGAGCUGAUGUGCCCUGAGGCCCAGCUGCCUCCAGUGUACCCUGUUGCAUCGUCUAUGUACCAGCUGGAGCUGGCAGUGCUCCAGCAGCAGCAGCAGGGGGAGCUUGGCCAGGAGGAGCUCUUCGUGGCUGUGGAGAUGCUCUCAGCUGUGGUCCUGAUUAACCAGGCCCUGGAGGCCCGGGAUGCCAGUGGCUUCUGGAGCAGCCUGGUGAACCCUGCCACAGGCCUGGCUGAGGUGGAAGGAGAAAAUGCCCAGCGUUACUUCGAUGCCCUGCUGAAAUUGCGACAGGAGCGUGGGAUGGGUGAGGAGUUCCUGAGCUGGAAUGACCUGCAGGCCACCGUGAGCCAGGUCAAUGCACAGACCCAGGAAGAGACUGACCGGGUCCUUGCAGUCAGCCUCAUCAAUGAGGCUCUGGACAAAGGCAGCCCUGAGAAGACUCUGUCUGCCCUACUGCUUCCUGCAGCUGGCCUAGAUGAUGUCAGCCUCCCUGUCGCCCCUCGGUACCAUCUCCUCCUUGUGGCAGCCAAAAGGCAGAAGGCCCAGGUGACAGGGGAUCCUGGAGCUGUGCUGUGGCUUGAGGAGAUCCGCCAGGGAGUGGUCAGAGCCAACCAGGACACUAAUACAGCUCAGAGAAUGGCUCUUGGUGUGGCUGCCAUCAAUCAAGCCAUCAAGGAGGGCAAGGCAGCCCAGACUGAGCGGGUGUUGAGGAACCCCGCAGUGGCCCUUCGAGGGGUAGUUCCCGACUGUGCCAACGGCUACCAGCGAGCCCUGGAAAGUGCCAUGGCAAAGAAACAGCGUCCAGCAGACACAGCUUUCUGGGUUCAACAUGACAUGAAGGAUGGCACUGCCUACUACUUCCAUCUGCAGACCUUCCAGGGGAUCUGGGAGCAACCUCCUGGCUGCCCCCUCAACACCUCUCACCUGACCCGGGAGGAGAUCCAGUCAGCUGUCACCAAGGUCACUGCUGCCUAUGACCGCCAACAGCUCUGGAAAGCCAACGUCGGCUUUGUCAUCCAGCUCCAGGCCCGCCUCCGUGGCUUCCUAGUUCGGCAGAAGUUUGCUGAGCAUUCCCACUUUCUGAGGACCUGGCUCCCAGCAGUCAUCAAGAUCCAGGCUCAUUGGCGGGGUUAUAGGCAGCGGAAGAUUUACCUGGAGUGGUUGCAGUAUUUUAAAGCAAACCUGGAUGCCAUAAUCAAGAUCCAGGCCUGGGCCCGGAUGUGGGCAGCUCGGAGGCAAUACCUGAGGCGUCUGCACUACUUCCAGAAGAAUGUUAACUCCAUUGUGAAGAUCCAGGCAUUUUUCCGAGCCAGGAAAGCCCAGGAUGACUACAGGAUAUUAGUGCAUGCACCCCACCCUCCUCUCAGUGUGGUACGCAGAUUUGCCCAUCUCUUGAAUCAAAGCCAGCAAGACUUCUUGGCUGAGGCAGAGCUGCUGAGGCUCCAGGAAGAGGUAGUUAGGAAGAUCCGAUCCAAUCAGCAGCUGGAGCAGGACCUCAACAUCAUGGACAUCAAGAUUGGCCUGCUGGUGAAGAACAGGAUCACUCUGCAGGAAGUGGUCUCCCACUGCAAGAAGCUGACCAAGAGGAAUAAGGAACAGCUGUCAGAUAUGAUGGUUCUGGACAAGCAGAAGGGAUUAAAGUCGCUGAGCAAAGAGAAACGGCAGAAACUAGAAGCAUACCAACACCUCUUCUACCUGCUCCAGACUCAGCCCAUCUACCUGGCCAAGCUGAUCUUUCAGAUGCCACAGAACAAAACCACCAAGUUCAUGGAGGCAGUGAUUUUCAGCCUGUACAACUAUGCCUCCAGCCGCCGAGAGGCCUAUCUCCUGCUCCAGCUGUUCAAGACAGCACUCCAGGAGGAAAUCAAGUCAAAGGUGGAGCAGCCCCAGGACGUGGUGACAGGCAACCCAACAGUGGUGAGGCUGGUGGUGAGAUUCUACCGUAAUGGGCGGGGACAGAGUGCCCUGCAGGAGAUUCUGGGCAAGGUUAUCCAGGAUGUGCUAGAAGACAAAGUGCUCAGCGUCCACACAGACCCUGUCCACCUCUAUAAGAAUUGGAUCAACCAGACUGAGGCCCAGACAGGGCAGCGCAGCCAUCUCCCAUAUGAUGUCACCCCGGAGCAGGCCUUGAGCCACCCCGAGGUCCAGAGACGACUGGACAUCGCCCUACGCAACCUCCUCGCCAUGACUGAUAAGUUCCUUUUAGCCAUCACCUCAUCUGUGGACCAAAUUCCGUAUGGGAUGCGAUAUGUGGCCAAAGUCCUGAAGGCAACUCUGGCAGAGAAAUUCCCUGACGCCACAGACAGCGAGGUCUAUAAGGUGGUCGGGAACCUCCUGUACUACCGCUUCCUGAACCCAGCUGUGGUGGCUCCUGACGCCUUCGACAUUGUGGCCAUGGCAGCUGGUGGAGCCCUGGCUGCCCCCCAGCGCCAUGCCCUGGGGGCUGUGGCUCAGCUCCUACAGCACGCUGCGGCUGGCAAGGCCUUCUCUGGGCAGAGCCAGCACCUACGGGUCCUGAAUGACUAUCUGGAGGAAACACACCUCAAGUUCAGGAAGUUCAUCCAUAGAGCCUGCCAGGUGCCAGAGCCAGAGGAGCGUUUUGCAGUGGACGAGUACUCAGACAUGGUGGCUGUGGCCAAACCCGUGGUGUACAUCACCGUGGGGGAGCUGGUCAACACGCACAGGCUGUUGCUGGAGCACCAGGACUGCAUUGCCCCUGAUCACCAAGACCCCCUGCAUGAGCUCCUGGAGGAUCUUGGGGAGCUGCCCACCAUCCCUGACCUUAUUGGUGAGAGCAUCGCUGCAGAUGGGCACACGGACCUGAGCAAGCUAGAAGUGUCCCUGACGCUGACCAACAAGUUUGAAGGACUAGAGGCAGAUGCUGAUGACUCCAACACCCGUAGCCUGCUUCUGAGCACCAAGCAGCUGUUGGCCGAUAUCAUACAGUUCCAUCCUGGGGACACCCUCAAGGAGAUCCUGUCCCUCUCGGCUUCCAGAGAGCAAGAAGCAGCCCACAAGCAGCUGAUGAGCCGACGCCAGGCCUGUACAGCCCAGACACCGGAGCCACUGCGACGACACCGCUCACUGACAGCUCACUCCCUCCUGCCACUGGCAGAGAAGCAGCGGCGCGUCCUGCGGAACCUGCGCCGACUUGAAGCCCUGGGGUUGGUCAGCACCAGAAAUGGCUACCAGGGGCUAGUGGACGAGCUGGCCAAGGACAUCCGCAACCAGCACAGACACAGGCACAGGCGGAAGGCAGAGCUGGUGAAGCUGCAGGCCACAUUACAGGGCCUGAGCACUAAGACCACCUUCUAUGAGGAGCAGGGUGACUACUACAGCCAGUACAUCCGGGCCUGCCUGGACCACCUGGCCCCCGACUCCAAGAGUUCUGGGAAGGGGAAGAAGCAGCCUUCUCUUCAUUACACUGCUGCUCAGCUCCUGGAAAAGGGUGUCUUGGUGGAAAUUGAAGACCUUCCCGCCUCUCACUUCAGAAACGUCAUCUUUGACAUCACGCCGGGAGAUGAGGCAGGAAAGUUUGAAGUAAAUGCCAAGUUCCUGGGUGUGGACAUGGAGCGAUUUCAGCUUCACUAUCAGGAUCUCCUGCAGCUCCAGUAUGAGGGUGUGGCUGUCAUGAAACUCUUCAACAAGGCCAAAGUCAAUGUCAACCUUCUCAUCUUCCUCCUCAACAAGAAGUUUUUGCGGAAGUGACAGAGGCAAAGGGUGCUACCCAAGCCCCUCUUACCUCUCUGGAUGCUUUCUUUAACACUAACUCACCACUGUGCUUCCCUGCAGACACCCAGAGCUCAGGACUGGGCAAGGCCCAGGGAUUCUCACCCCUUCCCCAGCUGGGAGGAGCUUGCCUGCCUGGCCACAGACAGUGUAUCUUCUAAUUGGCUAAAGUGGGCCUUGCCCAGAGUCCAGCCGUGUGGCUUUUAUCAUGCAUGACAAACCCCUGGCUUUCCUGCCAGAUGGUAGGACAUGGACCUUGACCUGGGAAAGCCAUUACUCUUGUGUCUGCUACUGCCCUCCCACAGUCACCCCAAUAUUACAAGCACUGCCCCAGCGGCUUGAUUUCCCCUCUGCCUUCCUUCUCUCUGCACUCCCACAAAGCCAGGGCCAGGCUCCCCAUCCCUACCUCCCACUGCAUCAGCAGUGGGUGUUCCUGCCCUGCCUGAGUCUAGGCAGCUCUGCUGCUGUGAUCUGCACACCCUCCAACCUGGGCAGGGACUGGGGGGAUGCAGUGUGUGUUAGUGCCCAUGUGGCAUUGUGGCACUGUUGCCCCCCAUGGCGGCAUGGGCAAGAUGACCUUCCAUUAGCUUCAAGUCUUGUUCUCUUGUCUGUGGUCUGUUUAAUAUGUGGGUCACUAGGGUAUCUAUUCUUUCUCCCAUCCUUACACUCUGGAUCAUUGUGCAGACUUAAUCAGGGUUUUAACGCUUUCAUUUUUUUUUUUUUUUUGAGCUCAAAGAGAGUUCUCAUUUUCCCUAUUCAAACUAAUACCCAUGCCGUGUUUUUUACCUUGGAUUUAAAGUCACCUUAGGUUGGGGCAACAGAUUUCUCACUCAUGUUUAAGAUCUUGUUAUUUCAGCUUCAUAAGAUCAAAGAGGAGUCUUUCCCUUUUCUUUUACCCUCAGGAUUCUCAUCCCUUACAGCUGACUCUUCCAGGCAAUUUCCAUAGAUCUGCAGUCCUGCCUCUGCCACAGUCUCUCUGUUGUCCCCACAUCUACCCAAUUUCCUGUACUGUUGCCCUUCUGAUGUUAAUAAAAGCAGCUGUUACUCCCA
Messenger RNA from Pan troglodytes (chimpanzee), 6039 nucleotides. RefSeq names its product IQ motif containing GTPase activating protein 3 (gene IQGAP3). Bases 70 to 4968 code for a protein of 1632 amino acids. Gene Ontology annotation, cellular component: cell cortex. The record is from RefSeq and is a predicted model, not a curated record. Gene Ontology annotation, biological process: mitotic actomyosin contractile ring assembly actin filament organization; regulation of GTPase activity. NCBI's taxonomy places the organism in Eukaryota, Metazoa, Chordata, Mammalia, Primates, Hominidae. The transcript has 38 exons. Gene Ontology annotation, molecular function: GTPase activator activity; actin filament binding; calmodulin binding.